AGAUUCUAGUAUUCUCUCUGAAAGAUGUGGGCGAGCGCGGAGGGUGGUGCUCCGGAGGUAACCCUCGAGACCUCCAUGGGCUCGUUCUCUGUUGAGCUAUAUUACAAGCAUGCACCCAGAACCUGUAGGAACUUCAUUGAGCUCUCCCGCAGGGGUUACUAUGACAAUGUCAAAUUCCACAGAAUUAUCAAGGAUUUUAUAGUUCAAGGUGGGGAUCCAACAGGAACUGGAAGAGGGGGAGAAUCUAUAUAUGGUCCCAAGUUUGAGGAUGAGAUAAAGUCAGAGUUAAAGCACACUGGAGCUGGUAUUUUGUCUAUGGCUAAUGCUGGACCAAAUACAAAUGGAAGUCAGUUCUUCAUAACUUUGGCACCAGCUCCCUCUCUGGAUGGGAAGCACACAAUAUUUGGAAGAGUUUGCAGGGGUAUGGAAAUUAUAAAGAGGCUUGGUAGUGUCCAAACUGAUAAUAAUGACAGGCCUAUUCAUGACGUGAAGAUAUUACGGACUUCUGUCAAAGACUAGUGGCCGAAGAAGUUUCUAAUGUUAGAUCCAUGCGUUCCCUUCCCAAUAUGGAUGAGCUAGCCUUUGGUAAUUGAUUCUCUUGGGCAGACUGGGCCAUUUAGAAAUGUUGUACAUUGUUUCUAAAUUUACAUGGUGUUAAACAGACCUAUUCUCUUUGAGCUUCUGUCCGUUCUGUGAUUCUUCCUUUUAUGGUAGUGGUUGUCAGAAGUAUUCUUGCAUG
Molecule: messenger RNA, 739 nt
Organism: Rubroshorea leprosula
Lineage: Eukaryota; Viridiplantae; Streptophyta; Magnoliopsida; Malvales; Dipterocarpaceae
Source: the annotation of a GenBank genome assembly